Colletotrichum godetiae is the source of this 1167-nucleotide messenger RNA. RefSeq lists its product as uncharacterized. Bases 1 to 1167 code for a protein of 388 amino acids. Gene Ontology annotation, biological process: maturation of SSU-rRNA from tricistronic rRNA transcript (SSU-rRNA, 5.8S rRNA, LSU-rRNA). The record is from RefSeq and is a predicted model, not a curated record. Lineage: Eukaryota; Fungi; Ascomycota; Sordariomycetes; Glomerellales; Glomerellaceae. Gene Ontology annotation, cellular component: nucleolus. The transcript has 4 exons.
AUGGCCUCCGUCCUCGGGAAGCGCAAAGCGCCCUCUGCGUCGACCUCCAAGACAAGCAAGCCAAAUGCGACGACUGCUUCAAGCAAGAAUGCUUCGCCGGCAUUGAAGAAGAAGAAGAAGAAGAGCGCCGAGAGCCUCAAGAAGUCUAGCACGACGGCAGUGACGAAGAAGAAGACGACGGCUACCGCGAAGACGAAGGCGAAGAAGGUUGUUGGAAAGGAAGAAGAGGAGGAGGAUACAUCCAUGCUGGACGCGCAAGAAAUUUUCAGACGGCACUUUGAGGCUCAGUUUAAACCGAUUGAGAAGGCCGUGCCGAAGAAGAGCAAGAAGAGCAAAGCCAAGGCUGCAGAGGAGAAGGAGGACGAGGAGGACAGCGCGAGCGCAAGUGAUGAGGAUGUGGAAGACGGCGAAGAAGACGUCUUUGAGGACGAGGGUGCCGACGGCGAGGAAGGAGAGGGGGAGGAAUGGAGUGGACUCUCUGGCGACGAAGAAGACGACUACGACGAGGACAGCGAUAUCCCCUACGACGACAUUGACGAGAACCCCGUCAUCGAGGUCGUAGACCACACCAAAUCCAACGCCCAACCCAUCGUCAGCAUGAGCAAGCGCGAACUCAAGGCCUUCAUGUCCUCCAAACCACCCUCCCAAACAGACCCCUCACCAACCUCCCUAACAGCCGCCCAAACCCCCGAAGACCCCUCCGACGAAAACGACAAAUCCAUGCUCGCAAACGACCUCGCCCUCCAACGCCUCCUCUCCGAAUCCCACCUCCUCGCCCGCCACGCCGUCACCCCCUUCACAAACUCCGCCAACUCACCCGCCUCCAAAUCCUUUUCCGAGGGGAAACUCCGCCAGCGCCAGACGGAUCUGCGCACGCAGUCCCUCGCCGGCGCUCAGGGCGUAGCAGGCGUCAAAUCAAUCUUUGUCCAAGAGAAAAUGCCAAUGGCGUUCCGGAAGGGAAUCGUCGCGAGUACGGCUGCGCGCGAGGAGAAGCGGAGGAGGACGGCGAAGGAGAAUGGCAUUGUGCUGGAGAGGGAGGCGCCGAAGAAGGUGGCGAAGCAGAGCGGGGCGGCCUAUAACUUUGUUCAAGGCGGUGGAUCUCAAAGAGACAAAGCGUUUCGCAAAAUGUCGAAGUCCGUUCAUGAUGCUUCACUUGCUCAUACGUGA